Molecule: messenger RNA, 11165 nt
Organism: Eurytemora carolleeae
Lineage: Eukaryota; Metazoa; Arthropoda; Copepoda; Calanoida; Temoridae
Exons: 12
Coding region: 629-10765 (3378 amino acids)
Biological process (GO): regulation of transcription by RNA polymerase II
Cellular component (GO): nucleus
Molecular function (GO): DNA-binding transcription activator activity, RNA polymerase II-specific; RNA polymerase II cis-regulatory region sequence-specific DNA binding
Source: RefSeq, a predicted model, not a curated record
UCACAACUUUUACAUUUUAGUUGAAAGUGAGAGACUAGGAUACUUGAAACCUAUUCCUCUUGUCAUCAUCAAGGCAGUUCCACCAGAGGUUCUACAGAAACCUAAAGAAGAGAAGAAGGGUGUUGAUGACUCUUCUAGCGAGGACUCUGAAGAUGAAGUCCCUGAUCCACUGCCUAAGCUUUAUGAUGAUGAACUCGGGCCUCCUGUCCUCUCCAGGUCUGGAAGCUCAGUGUCUCUUGAAUCUCCAGGCUUAGUGUUCGACCAGAGACCAUCUAGUGCUUGUACUGACAACUCCGAUAUAUCCACUGGUCCUGAGUUCAUCACCCCUCUCUCAGACACUGACGAAUCUCAGUUCGACGUUGCUUCUCUUACCUGUAGAAUCUGUAACAAAACUUUAAAAAAUCUUAGAACUUUCCGAAACCAUCGAGCCAGACAUCUUGGCAUUCUCAACCAUAAAUGCCCUGACUGUUCAAAAUGUUUUGAAGGACGCAGUGCUGUAAACCGUCAUCUGAUCUCCAACCACAACAGAGAGCUCCUACCACAUGAGAUAACCACUAAUCCCGCUGCAGCAGCAGGAGCAAAUGUAUGCAAACCAACAUCUGGGGUCAAAAUAUUUAAACCUUCAGAUAUGGCCAGGAAACCCUUCCAAUCCACAGAGUCUCCAGGAAAGGUAGCAGAGAUUGCUGUACCAGGAUUGAGCACUGUAACAAGAGGAGAAAAGGGAAAGUCAGAUGAUUCUUUGUUUGAUAUGGUAAGAGAAGGAAAGACAGUUGUUCCCCCUGCAUCUGGUCAGAUGCCAAUAUUACUGGAGAAUCCUGCGCCACAACCUGUAAAGUAUAUUGUUGGUUCUCAGCUCAGGAAUGAUGAAAACUCUUGUAGUGAUACUGAUUCCUUGAACAGGUUUGAGAGGGAAGAUCGUUCCCAUAGUCCAGAUUUGGAGGACCCAGUAGAGAAACUUGAUGAAAUAUCUCAUAAACAAUCGUUGGAUAAGAGUAAGGAGGAAAUUGUAACAACACCAGAAGUGGAAAAGUUAGAGGAAAUACCCAAAGAAACGGAAAAUAAAGAAACCAUUGAACCAGCUCCUGUUGAUGAGCCAAAAACCUUACCACCUGAAAUAGCAAACAUGGAGAAGAUUAUUCCUGAAUCUGAUUCAGAUUCUGAUUCUGACAGUUCCAGCAGUUCAAGCUCUUCAGAUAGUGAUAGUUCUUCAGACGAGGGAGAGAAGGAAAACGACGAUAAACCUGAAGAGAUCUUGAUCGAUGAUGAUGAUAAUAUACCAGAGAACCCCAUUCCUGACUCUCCUAAGAAAGGUGACCAAUAUCUGGACGCUUUUCAGAACUUUCUCACAAAAUCAACUGACAAGGGUGCUAAAGCUGAGGAAGAGAGAGUUUCUCCUGAAGUGAAAAAAUCCACUCCCAGAAGAACUUUGACACAAGUUAUUGAAAUUUCUCCUGUCGAUGAUAUUAUGUCUGUUUUAUCACCUCCUGAACUAGAGGAUCAGACUGAAGAUUCAAAAUCUUCAGAGAAAAAUGAACCUGCUUUGAAACCUAAAGAGAAGAUGAAAGUGAUUCCUGGAGCAAGAAGGAAGCCAGUUUCAGGGGCAAAAAAUAAAGUUAGCAUGGUGGCCAGAAUCUUUAGAGCAAAGAAAAAGGAUGAAGUGAAAAAUGAAGCAAAGAAAUCAGAUUCAAUGAAACUCAAAGCACUGGAGAAACCUAAGAAAAUAAGUCCCAGAAGACUUAGAAAAUCUUCCUCUGAGGACUCGGAUAGGUUGGAGAGUGAGAGCACUGAUGAUUCCCGCCAGGACGCAGAAAUGCAGGCAGAGGCGGAUAAACUUCUGGAGAAGAAAGGAGUUUCUGUAAUUGGAGGAAAGUUAAUGAUUCCUGCUGAUAAACUGAAGAUUCCUGAUGAGCUUUGUAAAAUUAAGUUGGUUGGCAAAGCUAAUAAAAGACAUUUUUGUUGUGAAAUUUGUGACAAGUCAUACAACAGGGCGGACAAGAUGAAAUAUCACCUGUACAAUGAUCAUUAUGAAGAUUUCAUCAGAUGUUCAGAUUCUGUUCCCAGAAUACUGAAAAAGAGUUUUCCUGCCAAACUUGAUGUCAAGGGUGUUCUUAGUAAGACUGGGAAAGAGAAAUCUGUGAGUAAACCAUCAGCUCUGGCUAGAAUAUUCAAGAAGAAGGAACCAAAGAAAGAUGCUACUCCACCUAAAAGAUCACCAAGGGAAAGAAAGAUUUCCGAGAAGGAUGAGGGAUCCAAACUAUCAUCUAUUCUAGUGGAUCCAGGUUCACCUGUUGAAAGUACUUCCGACACAAUGGAUGCACAUUCAUCAGAUCUAGAAGAUUUAGGAAGAUCAAAACUUAGAGGAAAAUCAUCUCCUGAGACAAGUAGAUCAGAUCUGCAAGAGAGAAGUGUUAAAUCAAGAAGUCGUCAAAAAUCUGAAAAAACUUCUCCUUUUAGGUCAGGUAAGCUGAGAUCUGGGGACAAUUUUGACCGUUCUGCAUCACCACAAAAAAACAAAUCGCCUGAAAAGUCUAAUAAAAAAUCCCCAAUUAAGCAAGAGAGACCUGAGUCACCAGAAAAACUUCAUCCGUCUAUAUUGACUGACAAGGUUAUAAGUCCGGAGCAGUUGGAAAUGAUUAAGAGCCCAGAGAAAACUUCUUCUCUUCGUUCUCCCGAGAAACAGGAUAGAAUUACUCUUGUAAAACUAGAUAAACUGAAGUCUCCAGUCCAAUCUGUACCUAUUAAUUCUGAAGAAAUUAACCAGUUUUUUGAGUCUGAGAAUACUGAUCUGGAACCAUCUAUUCUUGAGCCAAUAACUCCUAUUCUUCCUAAACCUGUGGUUCAAAAGAAAAGAGGAAGAAAGAAAAAGUCGGAAACAGAUAUUGAAGAUUCAUCUGAGGACACCGGGAAAACAAGAACUCGGAAAGGUUCUUCCUUCUUGGAACCUGUAAAUUUUGAUAUCUCUUCCCUGGAGGGUAGCUCAAGAAGAACAAGAGCUAUGUCUGAAGAAAACCUCACUCCUCCUGAAAUUAUUCAGAACACAAGCAUGACUCCGGAAAAGUGGGAUGGUUCUGGUCAAGUGUUAAAGAGUGGAUUAAGAACUGAAUUCUCACCAAGAAGUCUGGUUAAAUUAAAGGUAACAUUUGAUCUUCCUGAAGCUUCCUAUGAUGCUGAUGGAAAUGAAAUUGUUAAGGAGAAGAAGAAGAAGCUGGUUGAAUCCUCUCCUACAAGGUUCCCAAAAUCUGUAGAAGAACCAAAGUUUGGAAUGAACAAGGACUUUGUAACUUUUGCUGAUUUAGCGCUGAAAUCUAAAUGUCAGGUUGAACUGAUGGAGAAGGAAAACUCCAUUUUAAAACCUGUGGUAACUGGACGGAAGAAGGUUUCUGCUAGGCUAAGUUUGGAGCAAAGUAAUAUUGAGGAUACUCCUGAACUGACAGCUCUUCAAGCGAUCAAAGAAGAUGAGAAGAAGGAAAAUGAAGCAAUUGCAAAUAAUCUACCAGUUCCGAUUGAAAAUUCCACCGAAAUUCAGGACAAAGAGCCAAUUACAGAGGAGAAGGAGACUCCUGUGUCAGAUGAAGAAGACGAAGAUAUUUCUGAUGAUCUUCCGGAAUCCCUGAAGAUACUUUUGGGUGAGGGAUCUGAGAUGAAGGAGGAUGAAAGUAGACCUACAAGGAGUAAGCUUCACGUGGAUACAAUUGGUCUCAGCUCUUCAACCUUGGACCUGGAACUUCAUGCUCUUCGGAAUUUAGUUUUUAAUGAAAUUCUUAAACAAAAAUAUGAUUCUGGAGAGGAUCAGAGAAGUGAAAGUAGAACCUCAGUAUCUGCAGUUUCUGCUGAUGAAACUAAACCAUGUAAUGAAGUGAAGAAAGACAUAAAAGAGGAAAAUACUUUGAUCACAGAAGAACAAACAAUAAAAUCAUUGGAUGAAGAGGAACCAUUAACUCAAUUUUUGGAAUGCAUUAAAGAAGAGAAACCUUUGUCUCGAGUAGAAAGGUUUAUCCAAAUAGGUAAAAACUUUCAGAAAGCUAUUCCCAAGUUUCGUAGUUUCCUCUGGCAUGAGAGAAAACGACUUCGUAUCUUGAAAAGUGCUGAAUUCAGAGAGUUGCGAGAUAAACAACCAAUUGAGAAACAAAAGAAAUACAAACCGAAGCGGCAUGAUUAUUCUUUGGAAAUCCUUUGCAAGAACAAUCUUUACGACAAUGUUGUCUUCAACACUAGAGAGAUGAUUGAGAAGAACUUCAGGUUAACAGACAAAGUGCUUCGCAGGAAACCAUUUCAUCCCAUUUUUUAUAGAAAAUAUUCAGUUCUGAAGAAGGAAAAUGAGCUUAAGAUGAUCUUGAGGAGAAAACCAAAAUCAUACUUUUCCUGUAUUGCCAACUGCAAUGAAUUGAAAAUUAGCCUGAAGAAGGAGAUUAAAGAAAAGAAAGCAGAGAGUGAAUGUAAGAAUGAAGUAUCUCCUGUUCAACCCAAAGCUAGUAGUGCGGUUCUCCAAGAACAUGAAACUCCAAAGGCUAUUCCUGGUCCUAAGAAACGAGGACGGAAACCAAAGAGUUUUAAAGAAACAGCAUUAGUGGAAGAGAAGAUAAAUUCUGCAAAAAUGUUGAUAGAAAAUGAUUGCGUAAAAGAAGGGAAUACUUCAGAACCUUCUCCUAAGCGAGCACGAAAAGGCAGACCUAAGAAAGCUAUGGCCUCUCCUCAGGCUCUUAAAAUGAUAGAACCUCAACCUCCUUUGAUUCAACCUAAUCAGGAGAAAGAACUAGAUUCAUCUGUUCCAAUUGGUGAGACUAAGUCGAAUAAUUCAGCUGAAACUGGUAGAACUUCCCCUGUUAAAGAAGCUCAUCAGUCUCAAACUUUAGAUCAGGAUAUCGAUAUUAGUUCUCCUAAGUUAAAGCUUGAUUUACCAGUUGACAAGUCUGAUGAGAUGACUGGUGAGAAUUCUGCCAACAGACAGGAAUUGGUUAAAGUUCAAACUGCUGCAGUUUCAGAUCCUUCUGAGCACAUUUUUUCCGCUGAAGAGAAUAGGUUUGGACGAAAGGCUAAGAAACGCAAAGAAGUAUUGGAAAAAACUGAAAAGAUCAAGUUCAAGAAGUGCAAAAUAUCUGAAAGUUUGUCUUCAGAUGAGGAUCAGCAGGUUCCACUAAAAAUUACCUUCAAUCGAUCAUCAAAGAAGGAAGAUGGCUCCAUUAAUAAAUCCAUCAAACUUAGGGUGAAAACUAAAACUACAAGUGAUCAUGGUUUCAACAUUCAGAUAGAGCAGCCUAAGACUGAUAACCCAGUGAAAUUUAAGUUAAAAACCUCAGCGGAACUAAUCAAAAGAUCUAAAAGGGGUGGGAAAUCAUUGGAGGAUAUUGCAGGAAAACUUGCUUUACUUUCUCAAACUAAGUCUGCUGAAGUAAAAGACCUAAAAAUUUCGAAUGACGAGAAAAGUGGAUCAUCAAAGUUUACUAAACUUAGAAUAUCAAGUAGGAAUGAGAAACCAAAGAAUCCAAUUAAAGCACCUGAAGUUACAAUUCAAAACCCAAAGGUUUUGAUUGAAGAACCUAAGAUCACAGCUGUAGAAUCCAAGAUCUCAACAAAAGAAUCUAAAGUUUCAGUAGAAGACACCAAGGUUUCAGUAGAUGAGUCCAAGGUUUCAAUUGAAGAGCCUAUGGUUCCAGAGAAAGAGUCUGAGGUUUCAGUAAGUGACUCUAAAGUUUCAAUGAAUGGCCUUGAGGUUUCAGUAGAACACUCAAAUGUUUCAAUAGAUAAGUCUUCGGUUUUAACUGACAGAUCAAAGGUUUUAGCAGAAGAGUCAAAGGUGUCUGGAGAUAAGUCUAUGGUUUCUGGAGGAGACCCUAAGAUUUCAGUAGAUGUGUCAACGGUUUCCCCUGAAGUAUCCAAGGUUUCAGACGAAUUCAAGAUUUUAGAUGAAGAAUCAAAGGUUUCAGCUGUUGUGUCCAAGGUAUUAACCAAAGAAUCCAAGGUUCUAGAAAUAACCAAAGAUUUGUUUAAAUCUGAAGUCUCAAUUAAAGAAAUCUCCAGGAAAGUGCCAGAAGUGGUUGCAAAAAGUUUCAAAGAGUCUACUGAUGAACCUAAGGUUUCAAAAGAAGAGAGCAAGGUUUCCCCUGAAAAAUUAAAGAUCUCAGCCGAUCAGUCAGAAACUUCAGAAGCAGUGUCAGAGGUUUUACCUGAAAACUCUAAAGUUUUAGCAGAAGAAUCCAAGAUCUCAGCAGAAGAGUCCGAGGUUUCAGCAGAAGAGUCCAAAGUUUCAGCAGAAGAGUCCGAGGUUUCAGUAGAAGAGCCCAAGGUUUCAGCAGACGAGUCCAAGGUUUCAGCAGAAGAGUCCAAAGUUUCAGCAGAAGAGUCCGAGGUUUCAGCAGAAGAGCCCAAGGUUUCAGCAGACGAGUCCAAGGUUUCAGCAGAAGAGUCCAAAGUUUCAGCAGAAGAGUCCGAGGUUUCAGCAGAAGAGUCCAAGGUUUCGGCAGAAGAGUCCAAGGUUUCAGCAGAAGAGCCCAAGGUUUCAGCAGAAGAGCCCAAGGUUUCUAAAGAAAAUACUACAAGAGAAGAACCGAUGGAGAUGAAAACAUCAAUUUCUUCCACGGCAGCAAAAUCUUCCACGAACUUGCUGGAAAAGCCUGAGAUUAAUGCUGAACUGUCCGCAAGGGCGGCGCCACCAGCACCAUCUGGAGAAAGCAAGCAAACUUUCUCAGAAACUGGAAAAGCUGGAUUAGAGGAGAUAAAUUCUGAAACAGGUUUCAGUUCAACUCAAUCAGCUGAAAAUAAAUUAAAUCAUAAAUCCUCAGCAGCUGAUCCAGAGAAUUCAACAACUGAGCAAACUGAGACUGAUGAUGGUAUGAAUGAAAACUCUGAUGAAAAUAUCAAAGAAUCAAAAGAUGAAGUUCCUGAAUCCUUGGUUGCAUCGAAAGAACUGACUGAGGAGAUAUUUUCCAGGGCUACGUCCAUUGUACAGGCUAAAAGCAACAUUAUCCCUCAAUGUGAUGGUUUUGAUGAAUCAGAUCUUAGUGAGAGUGAUAGUGAAGACCUGCAACAGAUCGAUGGAAACUCUGACGUUUAUAGACCUGCUAGAUUAUCACCAAGGACAAUCUACAAGUUGCUGACGGAUAGUUACAAAUCAAUCCAGGUUGUAACAACUACACAAAGUCCGUCUGCUCCAGGUGCCACCCGUAACCCCGGAGAUUCCAAUAGUAGUAGUUCCAACCCCUCAAGCUCCGUCAAUAGUGCUCAGAUUAAGCGGGACAGGUCGGCUAGUGAGGAUAGCAGCGAUGGCGGAGAUCAAAAUAAUAAAAAGAAACAUCAAUGUCACAUCUGCAGCAAACUUUUCCCCAACUCUUUCCGUCUCAAAACCCACGUUCGGGUUCAUACUGGAGAAAAACCUUUCAAAUGUGAACCCUGCUCCCAAGCAUUUGCAGAUCGGUCAAACUUCGUCAAACACAAGCAGACGAAAAUUCACAAGAGCAAGGCAGAACCUAAGCUGGAGCAAACAAGUUCGAUGGGCCAGACCAUGACCUUGACAGAGGGUGGUAGGAUAAUUCAAUCUUCUGUUGUCACUACAGUCAGAAGAAACAGCAUCCAAUCGGUUCUGACUACGGUUCCUGAUCGAUUACAAGAGGUUCCACAGUUUGAAUUUAUUGAUUCUCCAUUAAACCAACACGACCUAGAUUCUCACGUACCUGUUGACGGAUAUGAUACUGAUGACUCGAUACCGAUGACCCUGGAUGAUAUGGAUGAUAUGAGUCCGGCUGCUGAGAAUAUGUAUAUGUUCUCUUCUCAAGUUGACGGAGAACAAGACUUUCUAGAAUCUUCUCCUAACUCCCAUCUUAUGGCCAUCUCCCCCUCCCAAAUGGUGAAUGGAGGAUCUCAUAGAAUGAAUGGAACUAGUCAACCUCAUUCCAUCUCCACCGGGAUCAAGAUCGAACAUGUUCAAGGCCAAAUAACCAUGAAUGGAGACGGGACGAGUUCAGAUUCAUCCAUUCUUGCCAGGCAGCUCUCCCUAGGUGUUGUAAACAAAACUCUAUCUGAUACAAGUACGGAUAAAUUUUACAGCUGUGAGAUGUGCUCGGCUAAACUCAAAAACAAGAGAAACUUUGAAACUCACAUGAAGAGACAUCGUGGAGAGCUUCCCUUCAAGUGCGAUGAAUGCCCUAAAACAUUCCAGGGUCGGAGGGAUCUUGAAACCCACAAGAGAAGCCGACAUGAUCCCAGCCGAAGAGGACGAAUAGAGACGGAUCUAAGUAUGAUCAUGAGUAAACCUGCCACACUGACCAGCAACGUGACCUCCACAGUGUUCACCUCGUCUCCGUCCACCGAGUCUAUGGCUAAAACUGUAGUUCUCGGUAUGAACGGAUUUUCAUCCAAUUUCAUCUCAGAUUCCAUGAAUACUGUUCUGAUAAAACAAGAUCCUGUUAUGGUCGGGAGUCAUAAGGAUGAACCUCCGGACCCUGAGGAUUUCAUGCUGCAGGACACCCUUCCUCUCUUCGAGAACAGCUUGAUGGAACCCGGAGAUAGUUCUGUAAGUCUUAGCUUGGAUGAUCUAGCAAGCUUUGCUCCGUCCUUAGAGGGACAUUCUCUACCCGGAGGACACGAUCAAAGCUUCGAUGACGGAGCGGCGUCCUUCCUGAGUGGGACAGACAUGUCUCAUGAUGCGUUUGAUCUGGUUGGAGAUAGUACAAGCGAUGGGUACAGUAGAAAUACUCCUAGUAUUGCCGAUCUGCGAAGUGAGAGUGGAAUAACAUCUCCAUUUACUCCCCGUAGUGGAAGUGGAACUCCUAGUCUACCUGAUGAAGGAGAGUACCCUUGUUCUCAAUGUGAUAAACGGUUUGGGAACAGGAGAAACCUGAUGAGUCACAUGCGGAGACAUACAGGUGAUUACAAACUGUUCUGCGAGGAUUGCGGGAAAGGUUUCUUCACUCAAUCAAAAUUGGAUUCCCACAAAAGAAAACACACAGGAGAGAAGCCAUUCCGAUGUUUGUUCAAGACUUGUCUCAAGAGGUUUAGGUAUAAAGGAGAUCUUUCUAAACACAUCAAGAGAUAUCAUCCAGGACAUUCUCAGGCGCUUACUCCUGUACCCCUGCAGGAGGAUGAGCUAAUAGCUCUAGAGAAUGCUCAACAAGCUGCUAAACAUAAGACUUUAACAACAGUAACCACCAUCAACUCGGAUUCUUCUACACUGAGAACCGUCCUGACCACCGGAACUAGACCUUCUCACAUCAUCAUUCCUUCUAUGCAACCUCCAGUCAGCUCUCCAUCCUUCACCAUCAGAUCUAACUCCAAUCCGGGAACUAUCAUCCCAGACCCUGAUCCUAGUCUAGACGAAAACCUUCUCAACAUGCUGGCAGCAGACGGAGAUGAUGAUGUAAUGUUGUCUCCGACUGCCCGAACCCUGGCUGGAUUAACCUCUUCCGUCAACGGAUCUAUUGAUACCUCCCUAGUCCUUCCAAACACCGUGUUCUCUUCUAAACCCGUGAACCAGGAUGUUGGAUAUCUACAGCUUAUGAGUUCUGGUAAGAGUACGAUUCUGCAGAGUAAUGAUACAACAAAACAGGUUUUCUUUCAUAUUGCAGACGGAAGUGGUUCCAUUCAGAGACCCGUACUCAAGGGGAAGAACAUAAUUACCAGCUUUGCUCUGCCUCAAACUUCCCAUUCCACUUUCAAAACUGGAAUCACUCUGUCCGCAUCUUCAGCUACCUCUUCUCAAACACUUAGAACCUUGCUCAGUACCUCCAGGGAACCUAAGAUCAUCAGGAUGCCUUUUGUAAAAACCCUGAGUCCGGCUCCGGUGUACUCCAGGAAUCAGGAAAUUAACUUUUCUUCAGCAUCCUCCGUAAACUUGCUCUCAACCACCUUUACUCCGAGUAGUUUAAGUAGCAAACCUAUUCUUUCGCAUAGUUUUUCAACAACAUCUACUUCUAGCCUACCUGAGUCAUUUCUUCCAGCAGAUAUUAGUUUCACUAGUGAUUCUAGUCGGGAGAGCCAGCCCGGAGUUACCUCUGAAACAAUGACUCUGAGUCUUGAAGAUCUGCUCUCCUAUGCUCGUAUCCCGUCUGGUAAAUCUGACGCAACCAAGUCUGACAGAGAAUCUGAUUUGACCAGUCCUGGAUCCGUGAGGUCGGUUGUAUCUGAGAUAGACAUGAACCCUGCUAGAUCGGAGGAUAUGGAGGUUGGAGAGAAGUUUAUCUGUAAGCAUCCAAACUGUGGGAAAACGUUUGACCGAGCUAAUUUGCUGAAACGUCACUUGAAGAUGCACUCAGGGGAAUGCAGGUUUGUUUGUGAUGUUUGCAAGAAAUGUUUUGAAUCCAAUAGUAAGCUUGAAGAUCACUACAGGAGGCACACCGGAGAACGUCCUUUCCAGUGUUAUGUCUGCGGAAACAAAUUUAGAUAUAAAGGAGAUCGAACGAAGCAUUUGAAAAACCUUCAUGGUAUUUACAAAACCCAGGACGAUGGAGUGAACGGUAGUGCAGUGCUAAAUGAGAUUCUGUCUCCGGACUCUAUGGUAAACAAACCUGUAGAAGAAAGAACCAUCCUAUCCAAUAGUGAUAGCACCAACUCCUCUGUGGUCUCCAGUAUGGAGCUCGACGUCCCCUUCAACCUUGAUCCUGGUGGAUCUAAACCUGAUCCUCUGGACGUAUCUGGUCCAAGUCUGAUAUCUAUAUCCAGUGCUCCGGGUCUCCCUGCCCGGAUGCUCAGCUGUAGCCUGCCCCAGGAGACAGUGAGUAUGUCCCUGGAUGAGGUUCUGCAGUACGCCCAACCUAUAUCAGACUAUUCUCUCUAGUGAUAGAUAGAUAGAUAGAGACUAUUAUAAACUAUCCAGAAAUAUCCUACUUUACUACACACUGGACUUAUUCAUUGCACAGAAUGUACAAACCAAUGAAGUUUUCAACUUCGAUGCUGUUAUUAAAUAUUUACUUGGAAUAGCUUAUGUUUGAAAAUGUACUAACCAUAUACAUAUUUGUAGUCGCAAUUUACUCAACACGAAUGAAAUAUGACUAGGUUGACGGUUGGUCCUUCUGACCGAUCAUAAUCCUGAGAUAAAAUAUAUAUAGAACACGGAUACUGACGGAUAAUUUGUUUGUGUUGAUGUACAAGGUAGCGCUUGAAUGUAAAUGAAAAUUUGAUAUUUGUGAUUAGGUUUAGUUAACACGGAAAUUUCAGAAAUAUAAAUCGAGUAUUAA